AUGUAUGUGAAAUGGUUUGAUACAGUAAUGUUAUACUAUGUGAUUUUAGUGUAUUUAGUGAAUGUCACUUUUUCACAUUUUCAAAUUUCCCGCCUGUUCCGUCCCCCGUACGUCCCGACGUCACAGGGAAUGAAACCCGGAAGACAGAUGCCGGCAUCGGCCGGAGGACAUUGCUGGGGACACUGCAGGGGGGACAUCGCGGGAGCGCAGGACAAGGUAGGUGAAGAAGGGAUCCCGGAGCAACGCUGCAGGGUAUUCCCGAGUGUAGCUCGGGGUUACCGCUUGUGCUACACUCGGGAAUACCGCCAGGGGGGU
Molecule: messenger RNA, 315 nt
Organism: Staurois parvus
Lineage: Eukaryota; Metazoa; Chordata; Amphibia; Anura; Ranidae
Source: the annotation of a GenBank genome assembly